Monopterus albus (swamp eel) is the source of this 2198-nucleotide messenger RNA. RefSeq names its product potassium channel tetramerization domain containing 6b (gene kctd6b). Gene Ontology annotation, biological process: protein homooligomerization. Gene Ontology annotation, molecular function: protein binding. Lineage: Eukaryota; Metazoa; Chordata; Actinopteri; Synbranchiformes; Synbranchidae. Bases 57 to 770 code for a protein of 237 amino acids. The transcript is spliced from 2 exons. The record is from RefSeq and is a predicted model, not a curated record.
ACCAGUACCUGUUCCCUCUCUGUUUUGGUUCUGACCAAGUGGGUAUUGUUCUACAAAUGGAUAAUGGAGACUGGGUCCAUAGGAUGACAACUCCUAUUACCCUGAACGUGGGAGGCCACCUGUACACCACUAGUUUAUCCACCCUACAGCGCUAUCCAGACUCCAUGCUGGGCGCCAUGUUCAGGGGAGAUUUCCCCACAACUCGUGAUUCCCAAGGGAAUUAUUUCAUUGAUCGGGAUGGAACACUUUUCCGGUACAUCCUGAACUUUCUGCGGACAUCUGAGCUCACCCUCCCUGUGGACUUCGCAGAGACAGACCUCUUGAGAAAAGAGGCGGACUUCUACCAGAUCGAGCCUUUGAUCCAGUGCCUUAACGAUCCCAAGCCGCUGUACCCUCCUGACAUCUUCGAGCAGGUAGUAGAGCUCUCUAGCACUCGGAAACUCUCAAAAUAUUCAAACCCAGUUGCUGUUAUCAUCACACAGGUAACCAUAACUACGAAGGUUCACUCCCUGCUCGAAGGUAUUUCCAACAACUUCACUAAGUGGAACAAACACAUGAUGGACACUAGAGACUGCCAGGUGUCCUUCACCUUUGGACCAUGUGACUAUCAUCAGGAGGUGUCCCUAAGGGUUCACCUCAUGGACUACAUAAUGAAACAAGGCUUCACCAUUCGGAACACACGUGUGCAUCACAUGAGCGAGCGUGCAAACGAGAACACGGUGGAGCAUCAUUGGACUUUCUGUAGACCAGCUCACAAAGUUGAAGACUGAGUUACAGCACAGUUGUGGAUGCCAUUACUGUUUGCUUUGUCUUCAUAUUAUACAAAUCGUCAUCAUGUAGUGUAUCACUAAUGAUUUUCUUAAUUUUGAUGAAUGCAGCACAAAGCUCAAAGUCCAGAUACUGUGGGUAGCGCACAAACAAUAAAAAUGUGAAUUCUUGAUUUAUUCACUUUGAGUUAGUGUUAUUGUGGUGUAACACUUUAUCUGUGCUACCACAACAUAUUUGAUGUCUUGACAGAUAAACAUUACUUAGGUUACACAACAAAAACUGUUUCUUUGUUUUUAAGCAGAAACAGUGUAUAGUUAUGUUUCUUCACUUAGGAAUAAUGUUUUAUACCCCAUCGUUGUACAGAAGGUGGUUACAUUGAGUUUUAUGAAAACAAUUAUGCAUAUGUUUAUCCCAACAUCAGUAAUAAAAUGACUGUGAACAGGUAGCCAUGAUUUGAGACUCUGCACUUACAUAUGGGAUUAAAUCUAUAGUCUUAACAUGCAUUAAUGUAAAUGUAUACCACAAUCUGGGGGGUCAAGGAGAAAAUAUUCUAAAAGCCCUCUUAUUCACAAGUUAAAUCAUGUUCUGGACUAGAGAGACUGAACAAGGAGCUUUUUUCUAAUCCCAUGGUGUCAGGAAUGUUCUUUUUUGACAUAAUGUUACCUUUUGUGAAAUUUAAAGUAGAUCUUAAAAUUGGUCUCUUAGCUCUAUUAUCUCCUUAUGGGGUACUUUUUCUGAAGGCCCUAGUAGCUGUUGCAUGUCUGUCUUGUGUAUGUAUAUGUAUUUUCUGUGUGCAUUUUGCAGUAUUAUGACAUACUGUUACAUUUUCAUAUCAAAAGUGAUGUUUGGUCACCCCAGCUAAAAUAAACCCUUUUGUGUAUUUGUCAGUCAUGAAAUAUUCCUUUAUGGUUGAUCUUUUCACCUUAACUGAUUGGCACUACAGCUCCUGUGGUGUUUCAGCUAUUGUAAAACCCAGCCACAUCAGCUACUUUUAAUUAUACUAUAUGUACUCAAGUUGAGAAACCCAAGCCACUUUUUCUGACUGAACAAUAUGAUGCUGUUGUCUUUUGAUUUGCAGUUUAUGUUUAUCUUAAAUUACAAUAAUGAGUGACUGAUUCUCACUUGUUAAGGGGCCUUAUACAUCCUAGUUAAAGCCUCAGUGCUGUUUAAAAUGCACUUUCAAAUUUGUGAAAACAGACAACAGACCAGCUCUAAUUUAAAAAACCACUAUACUCAGAUUAACAGGGAGGGUGUAAAUGACAACUCUGGAUUAACAUAAUCUGGAUGUUUAUGGUAAAGUGUGUGAGUGUGUUUAUCUAUAAACAUUUCAGUCUUAUGAAAAGUCCUAUUGCCAUUAGCCAGAGAAAUUAUUUGUAUGGGUGUACUGUAAUUCAUGUGUGGGUUUAAGUGUCAAGCAUUCAGUGAGAAAC